CUCUAGCUUCAUCAGCAGAACCGCAAGAUCCUGCGGUUUCAAAUAAGCAAAUAAUAAUUUAAAAAAAAUAAUUCUCAUAUCAUUAUUUUAACUUCUAUGUCCACAUAUCGUUGCAAUCAGCGAUGCUACUCAAAUGUGCAAUAGCGGUCAUCAUUUUUGCUGCGUUUGAGCAAGUAGUGGGGACUGAUCCAAUCGAUGUUCCCGAAACCCCGCAAGAUAAACCUGCAAACCUGCAGAAAGGACGUCUUUCUCUACAGAACACAGUGGACAUUCAGCACUGCCUGGUGAACAGUGGCGAUGUCGGCUGCGGUGUGUUCGAGUGCUUCGAGAACAACUCGUGCGAAAUCCGCGGCCUGCAGGAGAUCUGCAUGUCCUUCCUCCACAACGCCGGCAAGUUCGACUCGCAGGGUAAGUCCUUCAUCAAAGACGCGCUGAAGUGCAUGGCCCACGGCCUGCGGCACAAGUUCAGCUGCAGCAGCAGGAAGUGUGUGGCCAUAAAGGAGAUGGUGCUGCAGCUGCAGCGGGAGUGCUACACCCGCCACGACCUCUGCUCCGCCGCCCGGGGAAACGUCAACGUCAUGGUGGACAUGAUCCACUUCCAGGACCUGUUCCCCAAGGGGCCUCACCUGGAGCUGGUGAACACCCUGCUGAGCUGUGGGGAGCAGGUGAAGGAGGCGCUCACCUGGAGCGUGCGGCAGCAGUGUGAGCAGAACUGGGGCGCUCUGUGUGAGAGCCUGAGGCUCUGCACCCCGGGGGUCCCCCCCGGGCCCCCCGCCCAGCCCCAGCCCCAGAGCGGCCCCGUCGAGGCAGAGACGGAGGCCGCCGGCCCGUCCGAGCCCUCUCAGAGCCCCAGCCCGGAGGCUGUGGCCCCGGAAAGAGCCGGAACCAGGAGGUGA
Molecule: messenger RNA, 896 nt
Organism: Conger conger (European conger)
Lineage: Eukaryota; Metazoa; Chordata; Actinopteri; Anguilliformes; Congridae
Product: stanniocalcin-2-like
Exons: 4
Coding region: 123-896 (257 amino acids)
Biological process (GO): intracellular calcium ion homeostasis
Cellular component (GO): extracellular region
Molecular function (GO): hormone activity
Source: RefSeq, a predicted model, not a curated record